Molecule: messenger RNA, 3646 nt
Organism: Ctenopharyngodon idella (grass carp)
Lineage: Eukaryota; Metazoa; Chordata; Actinopteri; Cypriniformes; Xenocyprididae
Gene: col26a1
Product: collagen alpha-1(XXVI) chain
Exons: 14
Coding region: 403-1659 (418 amino acids)
Molecular function (GO): protein binding
Source: RefSeq, a predicted model, not a curated record
AUCUAUUAAUUAUUAUUUUUGCCCAUCAGUUUUUUUUUCUUUUAGAUAUCUAUCUAAGUUGUGAUUUUCUCUGUUUUUACUCUGGUUGUGUUUUUGAACUCUUAGCAUUUGUUUUACCAUAUAGAUUAUACAGUGCCUUAAUUCCUACCUAGACAGCGUUUUGGAUAUCACAAAUGCCUGCAGCAUUUUUGGCCAUGCUAACUAUGAUGUAGUAGAUAGUCAGCCAAAUAGGUUAUGAGACACAGCCAGUAUUUUACUCCAGAAGAGCGGAUAGCAUUUUGACUGUCUCCUCAUCCGUCAGGUCUCUCAGUAACUCAUUUAGUCGUUUAACACAACUCGUCUGAGCAGGAUAACUUCAGAUAAAACACAGGGAAUAAGCAAAGACUUGUUAGACGUCGGACCAUGCGUGAGGGAUUUUGGAAACUUCUUUGUAUGUUCAUGUUGUCGUUUCGUCCUUUUAAAGCCUCAGCAGCUAUUUAUCAGGUUCCAGUGAGACUGCAGCGCACAGUGUCCGAACACAACACUGGAGCCAACACACUCAACAGGAACUGGUGCCAGUACACAGUACAGAAGACCAUUUCAUGUCAGACACAAAAUGGGACAGAGACUGUUGUUCAGCGACUGUUUCAGAGUUGCCGAUGGCCUGGACCGUGUUCAAACCUCAUCAGCUACAGAACUCUGGUGAGACCUGUGUACAGAGUGACCUACAGGAAAAUCACUUCUCUGGAAUGGCGAUGCUGUCCAGGAUUCCAUGGGGAAGACUGCAGAGAGGAGUGCAUGAACUGUACUGGUUAUGCUGACAUCAAAGAGCGCUUGAGUGUCAUUGAAGCUCAGAUAAUGUUACUGAGAGAUGCCGAGGCACCCCCUCUCCCUCUGUCCAGCCAAUCACCUGAGGGAACAGCUGAUAAUGAGGUGGAUAGGGCACACCCUUCACCAAUAACACCCAAGGCCAUUGGCCGACCAGGACCAAGAGGACAACCAGGACCUGUUGGUCCCCCAGGUCCCCCUGGGCCUCCUGGACCUUUAGGAAAGACAGGGUUUUCUGGAAAACCUGGUCCUAUAGGACCUAGAGGACCUCAAGGGCUACAAGGUCCGCCAGGAGAAAGAGGCCUUCCUGGGCCACCGGGGCCUGCAGCAUCUACUCCCUUCUCCAUCAGGGGAGAUGUUUUCACUCUAAUGGCUAAACAACAUGAUGCGGAUAGUGACUUUGCUGCCUAUCGUGACCUGCAGACUUUACUUGGUCCCCCCGGGCCCUCCGGCCCUCCUGGUCCACCAGGGCCUGCCGGACCACCUGGACACCCAGGUGCCCCGGGGAAAAAUGCUGCCUUAAGCUUUUCAGGCACACCAGGUGACAGGGGACCCAAAGGAGAUCCAGGAGAAAGAGGUCCACCUGGAAUAACAGGAAAGCAAGGGCAGCCUGGAGUUGCAGGUCCUAAAGGUGAGCCGGGAGAGAUUCCGGGGGAGGUGCAGCAGUUAAGGGAAGCGCUGAAGAUUCUGGCCGAGAGGGUUCUCAUUCUAGAACACAUGAUCGGCAUUCAUGAUACUCUGUUGGACUCUGGUUCUGGAAUAGAUCUCCUGGCAGACUUCAUGCUAACAGGCAGUGCUAAAAGUGUUGGUGCUGCCAAACCCUCCUCUCCUCUUACCCCGGACAGAGAGUAGCCGGACUCUGUUGGGUAUGAAGAGUGAAUAACAAACACUUGUGACCACAAGACCUUUAUCCUGACCUUUAGGACAGAUCCCUCAGCGUAUUAUAUGUUGAUGAGUAUAAUGAAAGUGGCACUGAUCUUUUCCUUUUUUAUUUACUUGAUGUAUUUUGUUGUUUAAUGGCAAUAUUCUGUCUUAAAAGCAUUUUCAUUGCCAUUUACAACCCAUUUAACUUCCGUAAUAUGAUGUAUUUCAAAGGCGGGCCUUUAUUUUAUCCAUCAGGAAUUGAUUGGAUGUUGAAAUGUGGGCAUACUUACCAGAAUGGAGCUGAAUGUGAGUUUGCUAAAAUGAUAACUAACUAGCUAUUUUGCUACUGGUUAGAAGAUGUCAGCAGAAAAAAAAUUGUUUUAGAGUAAGAGCAAGCUAUUAGAUCUUGAUUAAAGAUUAUAAGGACUAAGACUGAAUAACAUGCACCAAUGAAUCAUUCACAAUAAGACCAGAAAUGUGCAUUAAGAAAGUAACUGGAAUCAAUUUUGAUUUCAUGUUGAAUUUAAAGGAUUAGUUCACUUCAGAAUUAAAAUUUCCUGAUAAUUUACUCACCCCCAUGUCAUUCAAGAUGUUUAUCUCUUUCUUUCUUCAGCUGAAAAGAAAUUAAGGUUUUUAAGGAAAACUUUCCAGGAUUUUUCUUCAUAUAGUGGACUUUACCGGGGUACAACGGGUUGAAGGUCAAAAUUGCAGUUUCAGUGCAGCUUCAAAGGGCUCUACAUGAUCCCAGACGAGGAAUAAGGGUCUUAUCUAGUGAAACAAUCGGUCAUUUUCUAAAAACCUUUCCAACGUGAUUACGUAAUGCGUGACGCAUUGCAGAGCAGUGCAAGACGAGCAUUUGUGGUUAAAAACUAAUAUAAAUAUUUCUUUUUUUUUAGAAAAUGACCAAUCGUUUCGUUAGAUAAAACCCUUAUUCCUCGGCUGGGAUUGUGUGGAGCCCUUUGAAGCUGCACUGAAACUACAAUUUGGACCUUCAACCCGUUGGUAACUGUUGAAGUCCACUAUAUGGAGAAAACCUUAAUUUCUUUUCGAUUGAAGAAAGGAAGACAUAAACAUCUUGGAUGACAUAGGGGUGUGUAAAUUAUCAGGAAAUUUUAAUUCUAAUGUGAAAUAAUCCUUUAAGUGUGUAUUUACUGUAGUUUGUUUCUUUUAUGAUAGUAAAAGUGAGGAUUUUGGAAUGGCAGGAUAUCUGGGGUAAUUGAUCAACAAUGAUUUACUUGAUUAUACAAAGAAAAAAUGGCAUUCUUUACACUAUUCACUUCUUAAUGAGCUUUAUGUGGCAUGAAUAAUGAUUUUAUCAAGCUGAAAAUACAUGUGUUGUCAUAAAGAAUUUCCAGAAAACAAAAAAGACGCACAUUUCCAUUUGGUUUUCUGAUCGAUGUCCUGAGAUGACCUCAAGCACAUAAUUAUAUAUAGCAGUCUUAGCAGUGGCUUUGUAUGAAAACAAUUCACGUCUCAAAGCUCACAGGAAACAAAAAAAAUUGUAUAUAAUAGAACUUUAAAACCAAAUUGGCCCCUUUGUCUGCAUAGAGCGUGCAACGUCUACUACAGUAAAUUGUGUUUACCCCUCUGUUCACCUGUUCUUAUUCAUAAAGCCUAUCAUUGACUCGCUGAAAACCCAAAAUGGCAGAACGCACCAAGGGCUACUAUUAAUAGGGCUGCAGUGAAUAGACAGAGAGACACAAAAGGCCCUGUUGACCUUGUUCACAGAGCACCGUUCAACACGCCAGUGUGGCUUUAAGCUUAUUGUUGCGCUUGAGCUUUUGUAAUCCCCUCGGGAGGGAACGAAAUCUUUCCGAAUCUUGGGCUUUUUCUUGUUGUUGCGUUAAGAAAGAAGUGUCUGAGGUGUUUGUUUAAAAGGUUUCCCACGGUAAUGCUUUGCGUUAUUGAGAACCAAAACCUGAUUGUUUGUAUUUUGCUUUUUGACUUUUUUAAAUAAAAUUUUUAUGGGAAACAA